AUGUAUGAAAAUCAAAGUGACCAUAUCAAUCAGCUCUCACGUCAACUAAGACAUGCUAAUAUUGAUAUGUCUUCUGUUCAAAGAAGAACUGUGGGUUCGUCUCAAAAUAUUAAUGCUUCUGCUGAACAAUGGUCGUUUGGGAUCUUAGGAAAAUUUAUUGAUAAGAAAAAGAUGAAAAUGAGAGUUAUCAGAGAGGAGAUCAACUCUCUUUGGGCAAAGUAUCGUAAUAAUGAGAUUAGAGUCAUGGGUCUAAAUCUUAUCCUAGUGAAACUGAACAAUGAUGCUGAAAGAGAAGAAGUGAUUGCUGAUGGGCCAUGUCUGAUUGAUGGAGUUCUUUUUCACGUUCAAAAAUAUUAUGAGCAUAUACCGUUGAGUGAAUAUUUUUUUCAAAAACAAAUCUUUACUCUUCAUUUCAAAUAUUUGAAAAUGGAACAUAUGAAUGUGGUUGUUAUUGAUGAAGCUAUUGGCUUCAUAGGAAGAAAGAUUUCAACAAAACCGAGAAACUGCAGACCUCGUGCUGGAAACACAAUUAAGGCGAGGAUUAAGAUUGAUCUUCAAAAAUCUCUUCAUAGAGGUGGAUGGUGGAAGACCAGAAUAGAUGAGGAUGUGUGGAUCAGAUACCACUGGGAGAUUCAACCAAAAAAUAUUUGUCCAAAGUGUUUUGUAAUUGAUCAUAUGGAUGAUAAAUGUGAGGAUACUGCUACUCUGCUCUACUUGGAUAGUCUCAUUGCUGCUGAAUAUGAAUCAUUGCUGAAAGAAGGCGAUGAAGUUGAUAAAGGGGAUGAAGGAAAUACUGCUACAAACAUGAUAGAGGAAGAGUUAGAGGAAGAGUUAAUUGAGGAUGAAAAUCCUGUGAAUUCUAUAAAUGUCAAGCGCAUGAGGAACUCUUCUCUUAAUCAAGAACCAUCAAUGAAUCCCCAUAAUAUCCAUGUCCAACCCUCUUCCACUAUUCUAGGAGAAGACAAUACUAAUAUGGACCAUCUCAACAACUCUAUGAUGGAAGCGGAUGACUCAGCUGCAAUCACUUAUGCGCCAGUGAAUGAUUGUAUCAGAGGCUCUUCGCAGGUAUAUACAUAUCCCCUAAAUCUAGUUAAACUCUUUGCUUAUCCUGUUUUGAAACCUGUUUUCUUCAUUACUUCGAAGUAUUGCAAUUUUAGCAUCAUGAAAAUAAUAGCUUGGAACUGUCAAGGUUUUAAUGAUGUUAAUACUAGGAACCAUCUUAAGAACCUCUCUAUAAUUCAUAAUCCUGACAUUAUUUUUGUGCAAGAGACUAAGGUUAAUUCAGAUAAGAUUAUCAAGCUCUCGAAAAAUCUAGAUUUCCCUAAUAUAACUUAUGAAAAAUCCAUUGGUUUAUCUGGUGGUCUUCUCCUCUUGUGGAAGGAUGGAUUUGACUUUGAAAUAGUUUUCUCAUCAAUAAAUAUGUUUCAUUGUCUAGUAAAAACCGAAUCCUCUAAGCCAAAAUGGCUUCUAUCUUGCAUCUAUGGUUCUUGUAACCCUCAAGAAAAGAAAACACAAUGGGAAUUUAUUAGAGACAUAGGACUAGAAAUCCAAAAACCGUGGGUGUUAAUUGGAGACCUUAAUAUAACUCUAGAUCCUACUGAUAGGUGUGGAAGGUUCACUGCUUCUAGUUCUACUUCUCCUUCUAUAAUUCAAUGUGUGCAUGAUGCUGGUCUCAUUGAUCUCCAUUAUAAUGGUAAACCAUAUAACUGGACUAGUAACAAACAUGAUACGGUGAAGGCGUGGAGUGUUAAUAUUCAUGGUAGUUCUUCUUAUAGAGUUAACCAGAAGCUUUUAGCCACAAGAAGGAGCCUCAGUAUAUGGAGUAGAGAGACGUUUGGUCAUAUCGACACCAACAUCAAAGAUCUGCAUUCCCAACUAGUUUCACUUCAUCUAUCUGCAAUAUCCCAAGAUAAUACUUCAUCAAUCAUUGCAGUGGAGAAGGAAAUAACCAAAUGGGAAAAUAUAAAAAAGGAUUUUUGGAUGCAAAAAAACAAAGACUCGUUUUACUUGGAUGUGGAUAAUAACUCUAAAGUGCAUCAUGCUAAUGAGAAUCGCAGAAGAUCUGGAAACAGAAUUGAUGCAUUGAAAGACAAAAAUGGGGUUUGGUGUUAUGAUCGUACUUCCUUAUCCAAUUUACUUUCUUCACAUUUUCAGGAAAUCAGUUCUACUUCGAAUCCUUCCUUAGAUGGAAACUUUCUGCAGCAUAUUCCAUCUGUUAUCACUAAUCAAGAAAAUGAGAGAUUAAUUGCCAUUCCAACAGAGAAACAAAUUUUAGAUACAUUAAAAAGUAUAGAUCCGUGGAAGGCUCCAGGACCGGAUGGGUUUCCACGAGGGUUUUACUUAACUCAAUGGGAAACGAUAAAAGAUGACGUAGUCUCCAUGAUACAAGAUUUAUUCAGAACUGGAUUCGUCAGCAAGAAACUAAAUCAGACUAGACUCAUGCUAGUCCCAAAGGAAAAUACACCACGCUCCCGUGCUGACUAUAGGCCUAUUGCAUUAUGCAAUACCUCCUAUAAACUUAUAUCAAAACUGAUGGCGAGAAGAAUGAAGCAUCUGUUAAAUAUAGUAGUAUCUCCUCUUCAAUCUGCGUAUGUCCCAGGCCGUCUCAUAUCAGAUAAUGUAUCUCUUGCACUGAGAUAA
Molecule: messenger RNA, 2640 nt
Organism: Papaver somniferum (opium poppy)
Lineage: Eukaryota; Viridiplantae; Streptophyta; Magnoliopsida; Ranunculales; Papaveraceae
Exons: 2
Coding region: 1-2640 (879 amino acids)
Biological process (GO): DNA repair
Molecular function (GO): endonuclease activity; DNA binding
Source: RefSeq, a predicted model, not a curated record